Theileria parva strain Muguga is the source of this 752-nucleotide messenger RNA. RefSeq lists its product as uncharacterized. Gene Ontology annotation, molecular function: nucleic acid binding. The transcript has 4 exons. The coding region runs from base 295 to 696 and encodes 133 amino acids. NCBI's taxonomy places the organism in Eukaryota, Apicomplexa, Aconoidasida, Piroplasmida, Theileriidae. The record is from RefSeq and is a predicted model, not a curated record.
UGAGAAAGCAUUUUACUCAUAGAAGUAUAUGUAUUUUAACACUUAAUUUUUAAUUACUUUUACAAGUUAGUGUUAUUAAAACCCAGUUGAUGAUUUUUGUGUUUUUUAUCAGAUUCUUACUCGAAUAGAUUGUGGGAACUACUAGAUAUUAUAAAAGUAAUUAUCCCAACCAAAUGAUGAAGAAAUAAUUUUAGUGUUAUAAUACUAUAUAAAAAUCCAUAUUUAAUAAUUUAUUUUCAAUGCUCCUAAUAUAUCGUGUUGACUCAGGAGUGUGUAUAUAAUUUCAAGUUAUUAAUGACUGAUGUAUCUUCUGUAUCAACUCCAUCGGGAUUCGAUCCAGGCUCGACAGUGGUUUUGAAGGGCUUUCCCUCAAGUUUUGGAAAGAACGAAUGCAGAAAUUUUUUCUCAUGGUUUGGGCCCGUCAUUUACGUGGAUAAAGUCAAGGAUAAUUCAGGAGAAUCCUGUUUCGUGGUUGUUUUCGCCUCUAAUUACCACUCAGAGCAAGUUCUAAACAUGAAGACUAUAAAUUUGAAGGAAAAUGGAGAUCGUGUUACAGUUCAUUCCCCCAAAGAGAUGGAGUCACUCUGGAAUUCCAUUGGCGGCAUGGUUCAAAAUGCCACAUCGACUGCUCAGGAUAAAAUAAGUGGUGCCUUUGAUGGGUUUAAAAUCAAUCUCGGGGGUUACUUCGGAACAUAGAAUUAUUUUAAAAUGUUUCUAAUUUACAUUGUACAAUAAUUUAAUAUUUUAUAGUA